Carassius gibelio (silver crucian carp) is the source of this 1796-nucleotide messenger RNA. Its product is annotated as DBH-like monooxygenase protein 2 homolog. Gene Ontology annotation, molecular function: dopamine beta-monooxygenase activity; copper ion binding. The transcript is spliced from 13 exons. The coding region runs from base 93 to 1796 and encodes 567 amino acids. The record is from RefSeq and is a predicted model, not a curated record. Gene Ontology annotation, cellular component: secretory granule membrane. Gene Ontology annotation, biological process: octopamine biosynthetic process; dopamine catabolic process; norepinephrine biosynthetic process. Lineage: Eukaryota; Metazoa; Chordata; Actinopteri; Cypriniformes; Cyprinidae.
GGGCUGUUAAAGUGACUACAGAGCAGUUUCACAUCCACUGCCUUCUCAAACAUCUUACAGAGACACGGUUUGUCAGAUUUUGUAAAGGAAACAUGGGCACAUUAUCUCUUGUUCUGCUCUUGCUUUCAGUCCAGUGGUCCCGGGCUCAGGAAGACCCUCUUCUGCCUUUCUCUGAACACCUGGACCCCGAGCACAAGGUGCGGCUGAAGUGGGGAUUUGAUGAGAUCCAGGGCACAAUCUUGUUCGAGCUCACGGUCGACACCAGCGGCUGGGUCGGUUUUGGCUUCAGCCCGAAAGGAGGAAUGACAGGAGCCGAUAUCGUCAUUGGAGGAGUCGGACCUGGAGGCAGAUACUUCACGGACCGUCAUGCUGGGGGUAACUCAAUGCCUGUGAUUGACCAGCAACAGAACUACAAGCUCCUGUCUCUGACCGAAUCUAACGGGAAAACAGUCAUGAAGUUUCAGAGGUCCAUCAGUUCCUGUGAUGAAAAUGACUUACCCAUCACUAAUCUCCCCAUGAAGCUGAUCUAUGCGUAUGGCCAGACUGAUGACAUCACGUACCACAGCACCCAAAGAGGAACGAAGGAGCUGAACCUGUUGAAGUACAUGCCUCGGGUCAACCCUCCAAACAGCAGCUUUUUUGACAUAACUAUGGUCAAUUUCACUGUACCAGCCAAACAAACCUACUAUCACUGCAAGAUCGUGAGACCCCCGACAUUUGAUCGCAAACAGCACAUUUAUCGCAUUGAGCCGGUGAUCACAAACCCUGACCUUGUGCAUCAUCUGCUGCUGUACCGCUGCCCUCCGAGUGUGACGGAGCCGUUUGAGGCGGAGUGUUACACAUCGUUAAGAACGAACUUGUGUAUGGAGACCACUGCAGUGUGGGGAGUUGGUGGAGGGGCUUUUGAAUUUCCUGAAGUGGCAGGACUUCCAAUUGGAGGAACUGUUGGUGGUUUUCUCUACAGGCUUGAAGUGCAUUACAACAACCCAAAUAAAAGUGCAGGUCGAGUUGAUAACUCUGGUCUGCGAUUCUAUUACACAUCUGAACUCCGUCAGCACGAUGCAGCAGUUUUGGGGACAGGGCUUGCAGUGAACCCUGGGUACGCCAUCCCACCCAAAGCCAAAUCCUUCCUCACAUAUGGCCUGUGUGACACUGCUUAUAUUCCAGAGGUUCUGCAGACGCCUCAUGAUCUUCAGGUGUUCUCUGCCAUGCUGCACACACACUUAGCUGGACGCAAGGUGCGAGUCGGACACUUCAGAGGGGGGAAACAGAUUGAUUUGUUAGCUGUGGAUGAAAACUAUGAUUUUGAAUACCAGGAUGUGAUGAACUUGGGCAAAACUAAGACAGUGAAGUUGGGUGACAAACUGCUGGUGGAGUGCACUUAUAACACUGAAAACCGCAGCACACUCACAUGGGGGGGGCUCUCAACUUCAGAUGAGAUGUGUUUGGCCUUCCUCUUCUACUAUCCAGCGAUGAAUCUGAGUGGCUGUAUGAGUUUCCCAAAUACAACAGCUUUAAGAUCUGAGAUGGGAAUGCCAAGUCCAACUAUCUGGCUCAGUUUAAUGACCAACACAACCUGGAAUGACACGUCUAUCAAUCAAUACCAACAAACACUAAAGAGAAUCAGCCAGCUCGUCAUAAUUGCCGAUUCAUUUAAUAAUAUAUCACGCAACACAGGGCUGAUUCCUGACCUCAGUGUCAUGCCGUCUGCACCCUGCAUUAGCGGCUGUGCCACCAAAAGCCUUGCUUCACUGCUCCUCUGUUUGGCAGUGCAGUUCAUGCACAAAUACUACUGA